AUGGGGUAUGCACGCACCAGCUGGUUGGGGACCCUCCGCCUACGCUGUCUCAGGGGGGCUACAGUGAGAUGGUGGUCGAGAGGGUUAGAGAGAGGAAGAAGAGAAGAAGAGAAGAGAAGAGGAAGAAAGGUGGUGGGAGCCCUUUUAUACCCCCAAGAACACGCGCACCUUCCCAAAACGCACUCUUGCCCUGGCCCUACAAUUUUUGUGUGCAAAGUUAUUGUAGAGCUCUGCGGUGAACGUGUCUGUCAAGAUGGAAAAUUGAUAUUCAUAGAAAGUGCAAGUAACAUAAACGGCGUCCUCUUUUUAGCCUAUGCCCCAGGCAGUAGACAGGACAGGGUUCAUCAAUCAAUCCACACACGAAAACCACCAUCUAACUUCCAUGCACCCUAUAUUUGCAAGAUCUAG
Molecule: messenger RNA, 408 nt
Organism: Penicillium digitatum Pd1
Lineage: Eukaryota; Fungi; Ascomycota; Eurotiomycetes; Eurotiales; Aspergillaceae
Source: RefSeq, a predicted model, not a curated record